CCGCCCCGCCAUGCCGCAGCCGUAGGCAGCCCGCGGCCGCUCCCAGCCCUCGGCCUCCGCGGCCUCCGGGCCCAUGGGCAGCCUGCUGAGCGGGGUCAGCUUCAAGGAGCCCACCACGGUGGAGGACUGCGACUCCACCUGGGAGACCGACUCGGAGCCCGAGGCGGCGGAGCCGCGGCGGCAGGAGGGGGUGUGCUCCGCCGCGGGAGGCGGGGAAGAGCCGCCCGAGCCGCCCGCCGCCGACUGCCGGCCCCGGGAGCCGCCGCCGGCCCCGCCGGCGCAGGAGGACGCGGAGCGGGCGGAGGCGGACGCCGCCAGCCCCGAGCAGAGUAGUGAUGGAACUGAGCUGACAGCCAAGCCAAAGAGAAGCUUCUAUGCAGCAAGAGAUUUAUACAAGUACCGACACCAGUAUCCACAGAACUUUAAAGAUCUUCGGUAUCAAAAUGACUUGUGCAAUCUCCGGUUUUACAAAAAUAAAAUCCCAUUUAAACCUGAUGGGGUUUAUAUUGAAGAAGUCCUAAAUAAAUGGAAAGGAGACUAUGAAAAACUGGAGCAUAACCACACUUACAUACAGUGGCUUUUUCCACUGAGGGAACAAGGUCUGAACUUCUAUGCUAAAGAAUUAACUACAUAUGAAAUUGAGGAAUUCAAGAAAACAAAGGAAGCAAUUAGAAGAUUCCUUUUGGCUUACAAAAUGAUGUUGGAGUUUUUUGGAAUAAAACUAAUUGAUAAAACUGGAAACGUAGCACGAGCUGCUAACUGGCAAGAAAGAUUUCAGCAUUUGAAUGAGUCUCAACAUAACUACUUGAGAAUCACUCGAAUUCUGAAAAGUCUUGGUGAACUUGGAUAUGAGAGUUUCAAAUCUCCCCUGGUAAAAUUUAUUCUGCAUGAAGCUCUUGUUGAAGAUACCAUUCCCAACAUUAAGCAAAGUGCUCUGGAAUAUUUUGUGUAUACUAUUAGAGACCGAAGAGAAAGGAGGAAACUGCUGAGAUUUGCCCAGCAACAUUAUAUGCCCUCAGAGCAUUUUAUCUGGGGACCCCCAAGAAAACAGAAGUCAGAGGGAAGCAAAGCAAAUAAAAAGCCAGCAUCACCAGUUUCUAUUCCCAAUAGUCAUAUUUCUAAGCAUAAGAAACUGAAAGAGCCUAAGAAUGCAUCGGCAAGUGGAAGCUCAGCUGUUAAAAUAACUGAAGAAAGAAAGGUAGAAUUGACAAAAAAUGGGGAAGAAAAUGAUCAGGAUGAACAAGAAGUGAACUGUGAUGCUGUUAGGCGGAACAGCAGUGAGAAGAACAGUGACACUGAUACCAGUCAGCUUUCAAAAUCAGAAGAAAUUAAUGAUAAUUCAGACAGAAAGGAGGAUGCUUCUCAUUCCAAAAAUGAUGAUGAAAAUCUGAACAAUGAUUGUGGAAAUCACCCAGGCAUUAUAGAGGAAGAUUUAUGUAACACUGAGAAUUCUUCAAAUGACACAUCAGCAGAUCUAGAGGAUAACCUUGAUAAGGAUACAUUUUCAGGGGGGACCCCCACAAAAGCUAAGGAUGAGCUGAAAUCAUGAGUCUGAGAUUUUAAAAAUUGUUUCAUUUUGAAUGAAGCAGCAACUAUUCAUUGCUUCUUCAUUUUGGUUGAAAUUUCCAUCUCGUGUAAGUUCACGAGGCGAUGCUUGUUGUAAAUGCAUCAGAUUAGGCUUCUGUUAGGUUAAUGAAUUUUGUUUUUUUCAACCUCAGUUUAUCAGCAGUCAGCCAGGUGUGUCUCUUUAAAACAAUUGUGCAUAUUGAAAGCUAAGACAUUCAUUAUCUUUUUCAGACAGAUUGCACAGAAAAGCUUAUCUACUUUAUAAAAUUCAUCCAGUAUUAAAAAAAAAUAUAUAUGUAAAGUGUAACAACUAAAAGGCUUUGGAACAUCAGAAUUUUUAAGUUUCCUUUAAGUUUUAAGUUUUGUUUUCCAUUUAGGAAAUUACUAGAAAUUAUUUAAAGAACACAGUUUUUUACCCUAGUGGUUAUUGUUUUAGAAACUAUGUUCGUGAUUAAUAGCGGUAUUUGCACAGUAUCUUUACCUUAGAUUGGCAUCUUUGUUGGAAGCACUUAACAAUGGAUAGCAUAUAUCAUGUCCUGUACAGCUGGGAAUCACUGUACAUUGAAUAAAAGUUUUAACUUACAAAGAAACUGUAUCCACAGCUUUUGGAUACAAGGGAAGUUGCACUUUACACUCCUUUUAGUCCCUGUUAAAUUUUCCCUUCUCUUGACUCAUUUGUUACAACUAAGCUGGGGGGAAGGAUCUCUUUGAUCUCUCAGAUUUGGUCUGUUUGAAAGCUCUCUGUGAUCAGCUGUAAUAAGACAACUCCCCCAGCUGGGUUCAGCACCUGGAAAGCCUCUGGACAGCUGAAAAGCAGAGUGUUUACCACAAAGCACUGCCUUACCAGCAAAGCCAUCAGGGAAAAGGUCACCAGGCAUGUCAAGUUGGGUCUUAUUUGAACUUCGAUGUUUCUUGGCCAGUUGUGGGUAGGAUCUGUACAAUGCAGUCACCCUUUGCUGGCCUCAAAGACAAAGGCAAUCUUGAUGCUUCUUUCCAGCUGUCUGUUUCCUCUCUUUGCUUUCUAUCAUAAGUCUCUCACAGUUUUAUGUUACUUUGAUAAUCAGUGGUAACUUAAGGCAGGCCACUCUAUUGGCUGGGCUGGAGCCCAACAAGUAGGAAUUUCACUAUUAAGGUCUUUACCAGCUUCUGCUGAAGAACUGUCUGCUCUCCCUGAGUAGCUUCUUCUGAUUUUCUGCUGUUCAAGUCAAACGGUAGGACCUGGCAAGUUAGUUGUAGAGUAUGAAUUAAAAAAUAAUGCAGGUAAAAUUCACACUUCCUACAGUCCUAAAAUACUCUAAAACUUCUGUAUGUAUUUUCUGUUUUAAAGUGUACAUAUUAUCCACUGCCUUUAAUGUAUUUCCAAUUAAAUGUUAUGAGACAAGAGGCUGACUACAGUUUGAGUGUCAAAAUGCUACAGGACUUAAAGUCUUAUAACUCUAAAUGGUGAAGGUUUCAGAGCAUAGACAAAAUGUCUUGCAUUCUGUUUUGCUAAUGCCCAUCAUGGCAAUGCAUCUUCAGGUAGCGCUGGUUCUUGGGAUCAAAUAGAGUGGCAGUUAGGGAUCUUGGGAUCUUGGACCUAAGGAAGAAGAUUAGACUGUUUCCAUCCUAAUGAAGCAGAGAAGAAAGAAGAUCUGUUUCUCCUUCUGUGCUGACUUGUGAGAAAAGGAACUUAUAUACAUGGAUUUAUUUUUUUAGGGCAACCCGGAUCAUUAAAGAGGGCUGAGCAGGAAUGCCCCAAAGAAUUCCAGCCACCACCGUUUUAAGGCCAGAAAGAACCUGAGGAGCCUAUCACAAUUCCCUGGACAUGAACUGGGAUCCCCUUGUUCGUGUUUGGCUCUGACCUUCAGAACAGAAGGGGAAGGAAGUGCUGUGAUAAAACUUGUCUUAACUUGUGUAGUUAAGGACUCUGUCCCUCCAUGUAUGCAAAGGGAGGACACUUCAUUUUCUGCCUAUGACUUCUUCAGUCUUGAGUGCCUAACUGUGCAAACUUCAUAGAGUUGUUCUUACAUAGUUAUUUUUUGAGUACCAUAGGGGAAAUUGAUACCCUGUGUAUAAGGAACAUAAUUAUUGCAUAAGACGCUAUACAGAGCCUUCAAUUUAUGAACUUUAGUAUUAAUGUUAAACACUUUACUGAAAAUGAAGAGUAUGGAGGUGAAAUAAGGGAUACCGAAGGUGUUGUUAUAUUUAUUUGAUUCUACAUCAAUGACCUCAGGAGAUCUUUUGUCUACUGAACAAAAAAAAAUGAUAAAUCUUGCUCUGAUUCUCAACAAAGUUCUUGGGAUGUGCAUCCAGAAGAUUACUCUGCAGUAUUCCAUUAUCAUGACACAUCUCUCACUUAAACAUGCUUAUGGGGUUGAUGUUCAUUAUUAAGUGCUUAAAAUACUUUUAAUCUGGCAGAGCUGUCUGCAUUAAGGGGCCAAGGAACAUGAAAAUAUUGUCGAGAACUUUGGUACUUAGGUUUAUAUUAACUCUGCAAUUUAUUUUUUUCUUUUUAAUCUGCAACUCAAUAUAUUUCUCUCAGUUUUCAUAGAAGAGCAGUGGCACAUCAGUUGCCUACAAAGAAUGGGGACUAUGUAAAUGAGGGGUUUUGUGUCAGGUGGGCUCCUGCUCUCUUCAAUUCUUGUUUUACAGCUUUAUCAACAGAAUUACUCCCAUGGGACGCUUCAGCUUUAACUGACACAUUCUGCUCUAUGUAAAAUAUGACAGUGUAUCAUUCUUUUCUUAGAGGAACUGUUUCUUCUGAUUUUGCAAGUACUUAAAAGAAGGAUUUAUUGCAGGGCAAUCAUACAGCCUAGUGUCUGCUGAGAUUUGUGAGGAUCAAGUGGGUGUACUGUAUGCAUUUUUGUUACAGAUUCAUGGCCUUAGCAACCAGAAGCACCCUGUGCUUGAAGCUUCUAAGGAUUAGUUUACAGUAUAUAUACAGUAUAUAUAUGUGUGUGCUGAAAUGAUUGUAUUCUCAUAGAUGCCAGUAGUUGUUUAACCAUUACUUCAGGAACUGAGGGUAUGCAGACAAGGUCAAGUCAUUUGCUUACUGUUGAAUUUCUUUUGUCUUGCUAUAUGCUUAAGUAUUCAGGGAUUUCUGUGUACGUAUUACAAUAGUGUAUUUUGGCCCAGUGUAAGACUAGAAUCUCAGCUAAUGUCAAUUGAACAGAACCUUCCAUAUGAGGUUCUUUCCAAGUAAGUACAUCUGAGUAGCCUCUGGUACUGUUAAGUGGGAGUAGUGUGUAUGUGCACAUACCUGUGAAUUUGAUUUUAGGGAUCUUAUGGUGAGGGGAUAUGAAUGUGCAACUCAGAACAAUGUUACUGAGUAUGCAGAUGAGUACACACAAGGUGAUCAUACAAAUCAUGCAAAAAUGCAGCACUUUAAGGUUAGUUACAACUCUGUGCCCUACUAUGCCAGACACAAGUGUGCCUCACUACCUGAUACUGUGUUGGUGCAGAGACUGGAGGCUCGGGUACAUGAGGUGUGCAGCACAGACCAUUCAAAGCAGAAGAGGAGUUACAUGUGUCCACGUAUCCAGGAGCAGGUCUGAGAUCUUUGUGUCCAUGUUGCUUGAAUAAAAUCAUAAAGGAUGCUAAAAACAAGUGCAAUAAUCCUUUGUGAACUGGCUUGGGUCAGCUCCUCAGUUUCCUGCUCUAAGAUUGCAGCCCUCUAAUGUAUUAGGUAUUUGUAUAAUCAUUGUUACUAUUUCAUGUAACUAGUGUAAGCCUCCCUGAACUGUUCCAGGAUAAUUCUGAUAAUCUGCAGUUGCAUCUAUCUGUAAUAUAAACAGAAGGUUUAUAGACCUUAGAAGCUUUGUACAAUGUUGAUGGAUGAUCCAAUGAGGUAAGACAAGUGACAUUUACUGGAUUUAAAUGGCAAACAGCUCUUGUUUGUUUUUAAAUAAAACUUAUGUCUAUCUGUUUAAUUGAGAGGUUAUUUUACACCUUUCUUCUUCUGACUGUUGUGAUGGUACUGAUCACAAUUUAUAGUUAUAUACGUUUAAUUUUUUUACACCACACUUUUGCAGGAAACAUAUAAUAUUGAAUUUCCUUGACAAAAGCUGUAUUUAUGAAUAAGAUGCAAGUAUGUGAAGCAAGUUUUGCCAUUAAUAAAAGUGUGACAAUAUUA
Molecule: messenger RNA, 5677 nt
Organism: Oenanthe melanoleuca
Lineage: Eukaryota; Metazoa; Chordata; Aves; Passeriformes; Muscicapidae
Gene: OGFRL1
Product: opioid growth factor receptor like 1
Exons: 7
Coding region: 74-1549 (491 amino acids)
Cellular component (GO): membrane
Molecular function (GO): opioid growth factor receptor activity
Source: RefSeq, a predicted model, not a curated record